UUUGAUUUCUGACCAACGUUCUGAUUUACGACAUGUCGAGUACCAGAAAUUGUACUUCACAUUUUACGACAUCACCUGAAAACUUAAUGGCGCUGUUACUUCUUACCCCCGUGAACGUCACCUAGAUUCGCGAUCUUCAACACUUACCAAAAUAGCUACAUUCUGUUAUCCCUUUUCCUUCAACAGUACCUUCAGUAAACAAAAAGAACUUCUGUACAUCUUAUGUACAAACUUGUCUAGGAAGGCUUGACGACAUUUUGGGUUGUGAACAACUGACGGAACAGCGUCAACAACGGCCUCAUUGUGAGUCAUUAAAGUUAUCGUUAUUUUUAUGUUGUCACCAUCUGUCCAAUACCAUAUAUUGUCGAUAGCGACUCGGAUCACACAGGCUGGCUGGACUUCAAGAAUUACGGUAUACGGGCGUGUACGAUCAACGUUCGUGGCGGUCUCGUAGUUCCAUCACGGAAAAUGAGCACGAAAUGCUGCACUUGUGAAAUAAAACUACGUUAGAGACAGUCUACAAAGAGGAAUCUCAGUCUGCCAUUACCAUCGGUGCUACGGAUCCCGUGAUUUCACCAUGAUCAGAUUCCGUCUUCAGCCUCCAAGUGGCCCCAUGGCUAUGAACAUUACCGAGCUGACGUAUAAGGACUUUCCUGAAUACCAGGCUGGUGUCUUCAUGUGGAAGGCGAUAUCUCCGCUCCUCAUUCUCAUUGGCACCAUCGGAAGCUUGCUGUCUGUCAUUGUUUUAUGCCGCAAACGGAUGCGAUCGUCGACGACGAUGUUUUACUUGGCCGUGUUGGCAGUCACUGACGUCUUCGUGUUGUAUACUGGGUUACUGCGUUACUGGAUAAAUUACACAUUUGACGAAGAUCUUCGCCUAUAUUCGGAAUUUUCUUGUAAGUUCCAUAUUUUUCUUGUGUAUGUGUCUCUAGAUUUCGGAGCUUGGAUACUGGUUGCACUUACCGUUGAUAGGUGUCUGUUCGUAUGCGCACCUUUCAAAGCCCGGAAGUACUGUACUCUGCGGAGGGCGAGAAUAACCGCCGCCGCCAUGUUGGCUUUCUUGAUGGUAAUAAACAUUCACUUUGCCUGGUCGUAUGGCCUCAGUCCUCGUACGAUAUUCGGGGAUGGGGUAGAUUGUGAUGCCGCUAACGAUGAUAUGAAACAAUUUGUAACUGUCAUCUGGCCAUGGAUUGACUUGUUCAUCGUAUGUUUUGUCCCGUUUUCGAUCAUGAUCACCUGCAAUGGGAUAAUCAUAAGGAAACUCGCAAUCUCUGCCGACAAGAUCCGUCGCCACACCGUUUCCGAGAGUGAGAGGUACCGACAUGAACUGAAAUCAACCAAUCAGAAGGAACGAAACAUCCUUACUCCGCCUGGCCAAUCAACACGUCCGAAGAUCAGCGUAAUAAGCACGCAGUCGAACAACAGCAACACAAAAGUCAAGUCAGCCUCUCAGAAAACGUCGCACCUCACCUUGAUGUUGCUAUCGGUCAACUGUCUGUUCUUGCUGCUGACGUCACCGAUUGUUGUGUACAUGAUCGGGUUCGGAACAUGGCGCGAGACGCCCGACGCCCAGACCGAGGCUCAGCUCCAUUUGUGGUGGUGUGUGGUUAAUCUGUUGCAGUACACGAACAAUGCCGCCCACUUCUUUCUCUACUGUCUCACAGGACCGCGAUUCAGGAGGGAGUUACUCCUAAUGAUGGCUCCAAAAAACAAAGUGAACGCUGAACCAAGCGUCACGCUCGAUCCAUACCAUUGAAAGAACUCACGGUCGACAUCAAAUCACAUCAUCUAGCCAACACAUAUCGGUUUUAUCAGAUUUAUUCGAACUGGAGACUCUGUACAAGUGUUGAACUCUGCUUGACGUAACUUUGUGUGUUACAUUUUACUACGAUUUUAACGAACACAAUGGGACCAGAGAUUUUAGCUCGUUAUACCCGUAGUUCUUUAUAACGUUUUUGACUAAAAUAAACAGCAAGUCAACAUUACCAGACAAACAGUUCCUAAUUUCCGUUAGUUCGUUUUAGCGUGUUCGCUUUACAUCUUUGAUUUGCAUUUAGAAGUUGAGGAGAUGAAGAAUGAGGACAAUUUUUAGGGAUAUACAACUUCUU
Haliotis rubra (blacklip abalone) is the source of this 2108-nucleotide messenger RNA. RefSeq names its product thyrotropin-releasing hormone receptor-like. Bases 578 to 1756 code for a protein of 392 amino acids. The transcript has 2 exons. The record is from RefSeq and is a predicted model, not a curated record. Gene Ontology annotation, biological process: G protein-coupled receptor signaling pathway. Gene Ontology annotation, molecular function: G protein-coupled receptor activity. NCBI's taxonomy places the organism in Eukaryota, Metazoa, Mollusca, Gastropoda, Lepetellida, Haliotidae. Gene Ontology annotation, cellular component: membrane.